GCCAUUGCCACUGCAAGCCACACUUUCCAUUUCCUACUAAACAUGGCCACCGUCACCACACAGGCUUCUGCCACCCUUUUCCGGCCAUGUGCCUCCAAAUCAAGAUUCCUUACUGGUUCUUCUACUAAACUAAACAGGGAAGUGGCUGUUAGUGUUAGACCAAUAGGGUCUCCUUCAUUUUCAUCUUUCAAGGUUCAAGCCAGGAAAGGAGAGUGGUUACCAGGCUUGGCCUCCCCAGGUUAUCUAAAUGGCAGUCUUCCUGGUGAUAAUGGAUUUGACCCUCUGGGGCUUGCUGAGGACCCUGAGAACUUGAGGUGGUUUGUUCAAGCUGAGCUUGUAAAUGGACGUUGGGCCAUGUUGGGUGUUGCAGGAAUGUUGCUUCCUGAAGUCUUCACCAAUAUUGGUAUCAUGAAUGUCCCCAAAUGGUAUGAUGCUGGGAAAGAAGAAUACUUUGCAUCAUCCUCAACCCUCUUUGUGAUUGAGUUCAUUUUGUUCCAUUACGUGGAAAUCAGGAGAUGGCAAGAUAUUAAGAACCCUGGAAGUGUCAACCAGGACCCCAUCUUUAAGCAGUACAGUUUACCCCCAAAUGAGGUUGGAUACCCUGGUGGCAUUUUUAACCCCUUGAAUUUUGCACCAACUCAGGAGGCUAAAGAGAAGGAAAUUGCCAAUGGGAGAUUGGCAAUGUUGGCAUUCUUGGGAUUUCUGGUUCAGCAUAACGUGACGGGCAAAGGGCCAUUUGACAACCUCUUGCAACAUCUCUCAGAUCCAUGGCACAACACCAUUGUCCAAACAUGGAGCGGCAACUAAAUUUGUAACCAUUGACAUGAAAACCUGUGUCAUUCUCUUGUAAUCCUGAAUAGAUGAAUUUUGAGAGAUUUGGGCAUGAUCGUAAAGAAUCAACUAUUUUCAUGUACAGAGGAACUAAGAUGUUUUUUUUAUGUUGUUUUUUAGAUUCAAGCCAAUUGCUGAACAAUUAAACAUUUUACUUCAAGAAAUAGUUUUCUAGGACCA
Messenger RNA from Gastrolobium bilobum, 1011 nucleotides. Its product is annotated as chlorophyll a-b binding protein P4, chloroplastic. Gene Ontology annotation, biological process: response to light stimulus; photosynthesis, light harvesting in photosystem I. The record is from RefSeq and is a predicted model, not a curated record. Lineage: Eukaryota; Viridiplantae; Streptophyta; Magnoliopsida; Fabales; Fabaceae. The transcript has 3 exons. Gene Ontology annotation, cellular component: membrane. The coding region runs from base 43 to 807 and encodes 254 amino acids.